Messenger RNA from Lactuca virosa, 2784 nucleotides. The record is from the annotation of a GenBank genome assembly. Lineage: Eukaryota; Viridiplantae; Streptophyta; Magnoliopsida; Asterales; Asteraceae.
AUGGAUUUGGUAACGAGUUGUAAGGAAAAAUUGACACAUUUUCGUAUAAAAGAGCUUAAAGAUAUUCUUACUCAACUUGGGCUUUCCAAACAGGGAAAGAAACAGGAUCUUGCUGACCGGAUAUUAGCUAUUAUAUCAGAUGACAGAGUUUCUGGGAUAUGGGCUAAGAAAAGUGUCGUUAGGAAAGAAGAAGUGGCAAAACUAGUUGAUGACAUGUACAGAAAGCUGCAGAUCCCAGGGGCAACUGAAUUGGCAUCAAAAGGUCAGGGUGUUUCAGACGUCACCAUUAAUAAUAAUAACACAACAUUCAAGGAGGAAGUUGAAGAUAGUUAUCAGAGUGAAAAAGUUCGAUGUCCAUGUGGAACUUCACUGCAAGCAGAUUCAAUGAUAAAGUGUGAAGAUAAAAAAUGCAACGUGUGGCAACAUAUUGCUUGUGUUAUUAUUCCUGAAAAGCCAAUGGAGGGUAUUCUACCACCUCCUCCUCCAGUUUUCUAUUGUGAAAUCUGUAGACUUGGACGUGCAGAUCCAUUCUGGGUAACCAUGGGACAUCCUUUAUAUCCUGUGAAGCUGAGUAUUGCAAAUGUCCCUACAGAUGGUACAAAUCCAGUACAGAGUGUUGAAAAAACUUUUCAGCUUACAAAAGCUGACCGGGAUUUGUUGGCAAAACCUGAGUUUGAACUUCAGGCUUGGUGUAUGCUUUUGAAUGACAAGGUUUCUUUUCGGAUGCAAUGGCCACAAUAUGCAGAUUUACAAAUCAAUGGUAUGCCUGUGCGAGCUCUCAAUAGACCUGGCUCCCAACUUCUUGGAGCCAAUGGACGUGAUGAUGGCCCACUUAUCAUGCCAUACACCCGUGAUGGAAGCAACAAAAUUUCCUUGACAGGCGUUGAUGCUCGAGUCUUCUGUUUGGGUGUCAGAAUCAUGAAACGCCGCACAGUUCAACAGAUUAUGAAUAUGAUUCCCAAAGAAUCUGAUGGUGAGAGAUUUGAAGACGCGGUUGCACGCGUUUGUCGCUGUGUUGGCGGUGGGCCCGCUGCAGAAAACGCAGACAGCAACAGUGAUUUGGAGGUUGUUGCCGAUUCUAUACCCGUUAAUCUCCGCUGCCCAAUGAGUGGUUCAAGAAUGAAAAUUGCUGGAAGAUUCAAACCUUGUGCUCACAUGGGCUGCUUUGAUCUUGAUGUAUUUGUACAAAUGAAUCAACGUUCACGAAAGUGGCAAUGCCCCAUUUGUCUCAAGAACUACUCCUUGGAGAAUGUAAUUAUUGAUCCAUAUUUCACUCGUAUCACAACCAAGAUGAGGAACUGUGGAGAAGACGUGACAGAAGUUGAAGUGAAACCAGAUGGAUGUUGGCGUGUAAAGGCAGAAAAAGAUAUAAAAAAUUUAGGGGAACUUUCACAAUGGCAUUCACCCGAUGGAACUCUCUGUAUUCCAAUGGAAGCAGAAUCCAAACCAAAACCAAAACCAAAACCAGAAGCUUUAAAACAAGUCAAACAAGAAGGCGUUUCAGAAGGUCAUACAAGUCUAAAACUCGGGAUUAAAAAAAACCGAAACGGAAUUUGGGAAGUCAGUAAACCAGAAAAUCCACUUUCUCUUUCUUCAGGGAAUAAACAACCCGAAAACUUAAAUGGUAUUAUCCACUCUGGUAUUCCCAUGAGCAGUAGCGCUACUGGAAACGGUAGAAACAGUGAAGAUCCUAGUAUUAAUCAGUCCACUGGAGGAGGAGGGCAUUUUGGUCAUUCCACCACCAACGGAUCCCUUUCACCAAACUACGGAUUCAAUUUCAAUCCGUCUUUCACAGACGUUAUUGUUCUCAGUGAUUCAGAAGAAGAGACUGAACCUGAACCUGAACCGGUUUAUAAAAACAAAAACAACGGAGUUUCCUUUUCUACCCCUCUUCCAAAUCCAGAUGAUCCGAGUCUUAUACCUGGUGGGAGUUCAUGUCUUGGGCUUUUUAACACCAAUGAAGAUGAUUUCGGGGUACCCUUUUGGUCAUUACCUUCCACUAGUCAAGUGGGGCCUAGCUUUCAGUUAUUUGGUUCAGAUGAAAACCAAAUGGACCCCAUGGGUUCUGUUCCUUUACUUCCCGAAUCCUCAAUUUACCAAAAUACCCUCGACAUAAACGAUGGUUUGGUUGAUAACCCGUUAGCGUAUGGACACGAUGAUCCGUCGCUUCAGCUCUUUCUUCCGACGAGACAAGCUGACGUGGCGGCGGAGCAGGCGGAGUUACGCGAUCCGCCGUCUGUGUCAAAUGGUUUGCAGGGUGACGAUUGGAUUUCUCUCAGCCUCGGCAGCGGUGGCGGUGGUGGUGGUGGUGGCGGUGGAGUUGGCGGCAGUGGGGUGAAUUUUGAAAGUAGCGCCGCGAACGGGUUGAACUCCGGUCUGCAACCGCCGCGUGGAGAUGGUGGUUUGGAUUCGCUGGCGGAUACGGCUUCUUUGCUUACUGGAAUGAAUGGAAGUAGCAAAAGAGAAAGAUCUGAUAACCCUUUCUCGUUUCCUAAGCAAAAGCGUUCUAAGAACACUAGGUACAAGGUAGAGAGCACUUCCAGACCCUCAUUUGGUGUGGUAUAAUAUAAUAGAUUCUUUGUGAUCAACUGACUUGUACAAGAGAAGCGUAUUUGGUGGUAUAGCAAUUAGCAAUAGCAUGUUUUGGUAGGAAGGAGUAGCUUGUAAAUGUCAUUUGCUCACAAAACUUAUCUUUUACUUAUUUAAUACAACAAGCAAGCAUCUGGAGUUAUUAUAAGUUGAUUGAUUCUAUACCCCAUGCCACUUUCUCCUUGUAUGUCACCC